CAUAACACGGAAGCAGCGCCGCGCAGGGGGGAGACGGACAGGCCAGGGGGGGACGCGAGGACGGAGACACGAGCACAGGUGGACACAGGUGGACUCAGGUGGACCCAGGUGCAGAAGAGACAGGUGAAGAGACCAUGGCGCUGAUCCCGUCGCAGGUGCUGCGCAUCGCCAUCCUGCUGUCCUACUUCUCCAUCCUCUGCCACUACAAGGCGCUGGACAUGCCGGCGCACCAGACCUACGGGGGCAGCUGGAAGUUCCUGACCUUCAUCGACCUGGUGAUCCAGGCCGUGUUCUUCGGCCUGUGCGUCCUCAUCGACGUGUCCAGCCUGCUGACCAAGGGGGGCGACAGCCGCGAGCAGGAGCGGCAGCUGAGGAAGCUGAUCGCCCUCCGGGACUGGAUGAUGGCCGUGCUGGCGUUCCCCGUGGGGGCGUUCGUGGUCUUCACCUUCUGGUCCCUCUACCUGUACGACCGGGAGCUGGUUUACCCCAAACUGCUGGACAACUUCAUCCCCCAGUGGCUCAACCACGGCAUGCACACCACCGUCCUGCCGUUCAUCAUCAUCGAGAUGCGGACCACCCACCACAAGUAUCCCAGGAGGCCGUGGGGCCUGGCGGCCGUGUGCUGCUUCAGCCUGGGCUACAUCCUCUGGACGUGCUGGAUCCGCCAGGUGACGGGGAUGUGGGUUUACCCGGUUCUGGAGGCCAUCGCCCCGCUGGCCCGGCUCGUCUUCUUCGGCACCAUGAUGGUGGGAAUCUGCGUCCUCUACGUCCUCGGAGACGUCCUGAACAGCUACAUCUGGGACCUGCCCUGCACAGAAAAGGUCAAAGGUCAGUGACGUCCUGAAGACGAGUCCUGCCGCGCCCACUCAGGACAGCGAGAAGAAACCAGUGACCUCGGGAACGACUGACCUGUGAACGGUUUCCAUAGCAACACCAACGAUAGCAUCAAUGUUGAAACUAUGAACAAAGAGACGUCUUUUCUGUGAUUUUGUUUUUGUUUCUUGUUUUUUUUUAACGCUAAACGGCAUAAAAAUGACCGUAAAAGUACACGACACGUCGACAAACCGCACACACAAGCACAACACACACAGGGAAACAGGGAAAGAAACACACAAACUCCUUCUGUAAUCUGCUUUUUUUUAUAGAAGAUCUGCUCCUUAGCGGGUUGAAACCCUCCGGAGCUUCUGCAGAGCUACUGAAUGUUCCAAAUAUGCUGAAUUAAACAUCAUUAUUAUUAUUAAUUAUUAUUAAUAAUCAUCCCAUGAGACGCCGCAUGUACGGAGAAACGUGAGGUUGUUAAUAAAAUACAAAUUAAA
Messenger RNA from Cololabis saira (Pacific saury), 1316 nucleotides. RefSeq names its product androgen-induced 1 (H. sapiens) (gene aig1). The record is from RefSeq and is a predicted model, not a curated record. Gene Ontology annotation, cellular component: endomembrane system; membrane. Bases 135 to 836 code for a protein of 233 amino acids. Lineage: Eukaryota; Metazoa; Chordata; Actinopteri; Beloniformes; Belonidae. The transcript is spliced from 6 exons.